Phyllotreta striolata is the source of this 5658-nucleotide messenger RNA. The record is from the annotation of a GenBank genome assembly. NCBI's taxonomy places the organism in Eukaryota, Metazoa, Arthropoda, Insecta, Coleoptera, Chrysomelidae.
GUCGGUGAUCACAGUAAUCAGUAAAAAAUGCUGAUAGAUAGCUGGUAUAAGUUAUUUUAGGAUAAUAAACAACGCUAUUGUAUUGUUUGAUAUGUAGAAUAUCGGAGUGAAAUAUGUUCCACAUUUAAGUUUCCCUAAAAUCAAUCCUUAAAGCAUAACUAAAUCGUAAAAAAGUGCAAUAACUUUUUUAGGUUUCGUUAUUUUUUAAGUGUUUAUUUUGCCGAAAAUGUUCCAUCAACUGGAAGUAGUCAUUUGGAAAAACCUAAUAAUAAGAAAGAGGCACUGGUUUCUAACCAUAAUCGAAGCUGCUCUACCCAUUUCUCUAUUCCUAUUUAUCGCCUACGGUCGAAGUAAAAUCAACGGUUUGAAUAAACUGGAAAUCACCGAUCCCACUUACAAUGAUAUACACGGAAUCCAUUAUAACAUAAACGUAGGGAGCACGUAUUUCCUCUAUACCCCCAGUAACGAUCACUUCGAUGGAAUCGUCAACAGAUUGAAGGAUAAAUUGCAACUUCCCGGUGAUCAAGUAGUAGCGUUCCCCAACAGCGAAGAAUUGCUGAAAUAUUACUACAAAAAUCUCAAUUAUACCACCAUAGCUGUUAUCUUCGAUGACACGAAUUUGAGCAAAUUUAAUUACAAAAUUCGUUAUCACGAUGACAGCAGUGUCCUGUAUACAAGCAGAAAAUACGUUAAUCCGUAUUUAUUUCAACCUCGAACAGGGAGCGCUUACGACAAUGGCGAUUUUAUACCGAUUCAAAUGGCCUUGGACAUGUCGUUUAUAGAGCAAAACUUAAAGAAGGAUCUGGACCUGCCGAUUAUGCAGUUGGAGUUCCCUUACCCGCCUCACAAGAGAGAUUCCUUUACGACCACGUUAUUCUUGGACCUUUUGUCGUUGAUAACGCUCUUCAGUUUCAUAUUCAUGUGUCCGGCCGUUUUGAAACGCGUUGUCGAAGAGAAAUACACGGGAACCAAAGAACUCAUGAAAAUGGUAGGAAUGGAAUCGUGGAUGUUAUGGUUGGGUUGGUUCGUUCACGGGUUAAUACCCAUUAUUGUGGCUGUUGUUUGGAUCGUUAUAUUCAUGAAAGUACCGAUGUUUGGUACCGAUUACCCGUUGAUCGAGUUCACCAAUUGGGGAAUAUUAUUGUGUUUUUUAAUUUUGUAUUGUUCCGCCGCGUUGACCUUUUGCUUUGCUGUUAGUUCGUUUUUUAGUAAACCUGUUAUUGCUUUGGUGGCUGGUAUGUUACUCUGGAUAUUGUCGUAUUUUAUACCGAGAUACGCCUUUGAUCUGGAUAAUGGUAAUACCCUUUCGUUGUCAUUCAAUAUAUUUUUGAAUAUACUACCCAAUAUGGCCCUUCACUACGGUUAUUCGGCCGUGAAAGUGUUUGAGGAAAGAGAAAUCGGAGUACAAUGGAACAAUUUCUACCAGAGCGGCAGCGGCGGCUCUGACGAUGUUACAAUGCUACACGUUUACUUGAUGUUAAUGUUCGAUAUAUGUUUUUACAUGUUGUUUACAUUGUACAUGGACGGGGUGAAUCCCGGAAAAUACGGCGUGAGAAAAUCGAUUUUGUUUCCGUUCAUCGAAUUGAGAAAGUCGUUUCAAGAAUUCUCCAACAAAAAGCAAGUUAGCAACGAAACGGUGCGUUUGGAGAACGUCGAAGACGGCAACGGGUUGCAGAAAGGUAUCGAAAUAUGCCAUCUUCACAAAAGGUACGGCCAUAAAAUGGCCGUUGAAAAUUUGGAUUUGGACAUCUACAAGAAUCAAAUUACCGUUCUUUUAGGACACAAUGGCGCUGGAAAGUCUACUACCAUGUCUAUGAUAACAGGAAUGAUCGAGGCCACUUCGGGUUCGAUCAAAAUCAACGGCUUGAGCGUCAAAUACCACAUGAAGAAGAUCCGACAAAGCCUAGGAUUAUGCCCUCAACAUAACUUGCUAUUUACCGAUUUGACUGUCAAAGAACACCUCUUAUUAUUCGCCAAGUUAAAAGGCAAAACAUCAUCCGAAGCGAACAAAGAAGCCAACGAGCUGCUGAAUAAAUUAAACCUCUCCGACAAACACAACUCAUUGGCUCACACGCUAUCAGGAGGCAUGCAGAGAAAACUCUGCCUGGGAAUGGCUCUAAUCGGCGGCUCUAAAGUGCUGAUACUGGACGAGCCGUCGUCGGGCAUGGACCCGGAGUCGCGACGCUACCUGUGGGAUUUGCUGCUGCAAUGGCGCGGCGAGAAGACCAUACUGAUCACGACGCAUUUCAUGGAGGAAGCCGACGCGCUGGGCGAUUGGAUCGCCAUCAUGGACAGCGGCCGGCUGGAGUGCUUCGGCACGCCGCUCGAUUUGAAAAAGAAAUACGAAACUGGUUACCACUUGUCCCUGAUGCUGGAGCAUACAACUAGCGAGAAAGAGAUCGCCGAGUUGGACGGUUUGAUCAGAUCCAAAGUGCCCGACGCCAAGAUGAAGUCGUCGCAGGGGAACAACGUCGUGUUCGUGUUGCCUAUAGAGAAGGCCAAGGAAUUCGCGGCGUUGUUGGAGCAUUUGGAGCAGCGCAAGGAGGAGUUGCAGAUCAACAAUGUGUCGGUGACGAUAACAACGUUGGAGGAUGUGUUUUUGAAAGCUCGAGCGGAGUCUUUGGACGAUGUUGAUGGUCGGUCGGAAUUGCCGGAAGCACAGAGAGAAACGAGCGGUCUUAUUAAAUAUAGGUCGCUGUUUUGGAAAAAGUUGUACUUUUUCAAGGCUAAAUUCAAGUCGUACGCUCUAUUGUAUCUGAUCGCUUUGGUUUUCUUCAUCCUUACGAUAUUCCUGAGCAACAGCCGAGAUACGAUCACCCAAAGCGAACCGGAACUCAAACUAUCUUUGAGCACUUACAAACAGACAUCAGUUUAUUACAAUUACUCAAUCGGCGACGAUUUUGCAAAAUCCGCCGUGCGUUUUUACAAGAAAAACGUCGAAUCGGAAAAGAGCCUACCAUUUAACGUCACCGACGUCGAAAAAGCCAUAAUAAAGAAGAGCACGGAAAACAUCGCCUACUACAAAGAGCACAUGAUAGCCGGCGCCUCGUUCCAACCGGACGGCAGCGUAAUCGCUCUAUACAACGCCCUAUCGAUCCACAGCCUGCCGAUAUCCCUCAACCUCAUCACCGACUCCUUGGCCAAAGCCCUGCUCGGCCCCGAGUACUCCAUAUCGCUCAGCAACUGGCCGCUGCCCACCGUGGUGAAGGCCCCGCGCAACGACGAAUUCGCCGAGGCCAAAGUGGGCGUCCUGUGGCUGGUGCUGUUGCCCAUCGGCUGUCUGUUCGUCGUCAGCGGCUUCAUAGCCUUUCCGCAAAUCGAGAUAUCGACCAAGUUCAACAAGCUGCAGUACAUGUGCGGCACCAAGCCGUGGCAGUACUGGCUGACGACGUUCCUCUGCGACUUCGCCUACUACACCGUCGCGUUGUUCGUCUUGUCGAUGCUGCUGUGGCUGCUCUCGCCCAGAUUGAUGCACAGGCCAGUCGAAUUGGUGAGCAAGAAGAGAAGAGAACAAAAGGUACAGACUAUUCUCUUCUCUUUAAACUCUCCUACUCUUCUCAUCGAACUGAAUUAUUCCAACUGCCAAGGAGUUUUGCUGCUGAUAUUCACGAUGUACGGCCUGUCGAGCAUACCGCUGGCGUACCUGUUCAGCAGGAAGAAGAGCGCCUCGGGCGCCUUGGCCGCCUUCGUCAUCAUGGGCCAGUUCAGCGGCGUCAUUCUGACGUUGAUCGUGAACAUUCUGCUGGAGUUCCCCGACGACUAUUACAAGCGCAUCGGCGACGCGUUGAGCUAUCUGUUCUACUUGUUCAUACCGCAAGUCGGCCUCGCCGAUUCGCUGGUGCGUUUCUCCCGACGGGCCGUGGGCAUUUACAACAUCGAGAACGCCCCGCACAAAUUGGCGGCCAGUUGUAUGUCGGAAUACAUGGAACGUCAUCCCUGCUGCGUCGCGGAUUCCAAGGAAUGCAAGGACUUCAAAAACUACAGCGGCGUCCUCGGCGACUACCGCUUGGUGUACAUGAGCGCACUGAGCUUCGUCCUCUACGCCACCGUUAACAUCAUGUUGGAUUCGUACGUGGUGAAGAAGCACGUGUUGAGGACGAUCUCGACGGUGCGCAGCAUGUUCGCGAAACACCAAAAUCGCCUGUUGAAGGUCGAAAGGAUCCAAGGGGCCACGGACACGUUGCAAGCGAGCAACUUGUGCAAGAACUACGCGGGCGAGGCGAUCGUCGACAACAUAAAUCUGUCGCUGAAGGACGAACAAUGCUUGGGGAUAUUGGGCGUGAACGGGGCGGGAAAGAGCACCACGUUCCGGAUACUCACCAGAGACGAGGUGCACGACGAGGGUACCAUUAAGAUGAAAAUCGGUGAGAAAACCUUCGAUAUCGAGGAUAGCGCCUACUUGGAGACGUUGGGCUACUGUCCUCAAGUAGACUCGUUGAAUUUCGUUCUAACCGGUAGACAAAUAUUAAGCAUCAUCGCUCAGCUCCGAGGCGAAGCCGAUCCAGCCGUUGUCGAUGCGUUCUUGAAAAUGUUCGAAUUGGAGCAAUACGCGGACGUUCCGUGCGGCCAUUACAGCGGCGGCAACAAGAGGAAGCUCAGCCUGGCCGUGUCGCUGAUCGGCCUGCGCAAGAUCGUGCUGCUGGACGAACCGACCAACGGGGUGGAUCCUCGAUCGCGCCGAAAGUGCUGGGAGUUCAUCAAGCAGAUGCAGGUCCAGAAGCACCUGGCGUUCAUACUGACGUCGCACAGCAUGACCGAAUGCGAGGCGCUCUGCAACGAUUUGAAAAUAAUGAAGAAGGGAAAGUUCGUCAAGGAAGGAAAUUUGGCGGAUUUGAAGAACAGCCACGAAGGGUUUUCGUUGAAGUUCAAAUUGUGCAGCAAUUCUAACGAAGACGUGGACGAGGUGGACGGGAAUUGUCACGGGUCUGCGACGAACAGGUUCAACAACAUCGAAGAGUUGAUAGCGCAUUUUACCAAAGACAAUCGGGGAGAGAUCAAAGAUCGGCAUUCCGGUUUGUUGCACUUUUACAUAAAAGAGAAGAAUAAGAAAUGGAGCAAGAUCUUCAAAGAGGUGGAGGAGAUCAAAGCGAACAAUCCGCAUUUGAUUGAAGAUUACGCCAUCAGCGAGGCUUCUUUGGAAGAUAUAUUUUUGCAGGUGGCCCGAACCGAUGAAGAGGGACCUACGAAUAGCAAGAAGAAUUUAUAAGAAUUUAACCAUCGACCUUGGGAUGGAUCAUUUCAUGAUAUUACAACCUGCAGGUUACAAAUUUAACGGUUAAUUUUCUGUUCUUCCAGGACUAAACAACCAAAUUUGGCCGAUAACGGGAGGUAAUCGCAUAAAAUGAUGCUUCAUAUGGAUGAAGAGAAUUAUGAUAACCAGUAAAACUAAAAACUAAAGUUGCAAAUGUUUCACUAAACUUUUUAAACUGUGGCCUUUUCUAAUGUAAUUCACGUGCACUGUCGCAAGUUUAUAAAGCAAUAUAUUGUGUCCCUUUAAAAAUUAUUAGGGCACCCUGUAUUUGAACUUGAGCUUUUAGUUUUAAAUCGGCAAAAGAACGAGAAACAAAAUUGAUGAAAAAAAUUGCAAAACAUGCUAAAAGCGUUUUUUAUAAGUUUUAUAUUUUAUAAUGUGUGAUAUUGGUCUCAACAGUUAGCAAG